This is a messenger RNA of Babesia sp. Xinjiang, 204 nucleotides long. RefSeq lists its product as uncharacterized. NCBI's taxonomy places the organism in Eukaryota, Apicomplexa, Aconoidasida, Piroplasmida, Babesiidae. The transcript has 3 exons. The record is from RefSeq and is a predicted model, not a curated record. The coding region runs from base 1 to 204 and encodes 67 amino acids.
AUGAUAGUUAGUGUUGUUGUCAAAGAAGUGCCUCUAGCGAAAUUAUGGGCUACUCAUAUGGAUCCGUGGAGAUCCAUUGUACCACCAGUCAGCUUAGAUGGUGCUAGACGUCUUGUAUUGGCCCUACUUAUUAAAUUUCAUACCAUCUUUGGUUUCAUAAGUGGAUGGCAUUUUUUGGGGUUGUGUCGUCAACUAGAAUUGUGA